GCUGCUGCGGCGGCGUGGGGCUCGGGGGCUGGCUAGAUCUCAUCCCCACAGGCAGCAGCAGUUCUCCUCUCUGGAUGACAAACCCCAGUUCCCAGGGGCCUCGGCGGAGUUUAUAGACAAGCUUGAAUUCAUCCAGCCCAAUGUCAUCUCUGGGAUCCCCAUCUACCGUGUCAUGGACCGGCAGGGCCAGAUCAUCAAUCCCAGUGAGGAUCCACAGCUGCCGCAGGAGAAGGUCCUGAAGUUCUACAAGAGCAUGACGCUGCUCAACACCAUGGACCGCAUCCUCUACGAGUCCCAGCGGCAGGGCCGGAUCUCCUUCUACAUGACCAACUAUGGCGAGGAGGGCACGCAUGUGGGGAGCGCAGCCGCCCUGGACAACACGGACUUGGUGUUCGGCCAGUACCGGGAGGCAGGUGUGCUGAUGUACCGUGACUACCCCCUGGAACUCUUCAUGGCUCAGUGCUAUGGCAACGUGAACGACCUGGGCAAGGGGCGCCAGAUGCCUGUCCACUACGGCUGCAAAGAGCGCCACUUUGUCACCAUCUCCUCUCCACUGGCCACUCAGAUCCCUCAGGCGGUGGGGGCAGCCUACGCGGCCAAGCGGGCCAACACCAACAGGAUCGUCAUCUGUUACUUUGGCGAGGGGGCAGCCAGCGAGGGGGAUGCCCACGCCGGCUUCAACUUUGCUGCCACGCUUGAGUGCCCCAUCAUCUUCUUCUGCCGGAACAACGGCUAUGCUAUCUCCACGCCUACCUCGGAGCAGUACCGUGGGGAUGGCAUUGCUGCACGAGGCCCGGGCUAUGGCAUCAUGUCCAUCCGUGUGGAUGGCAACGACGUGUUCGCCGUGUACAACGCCACGAAGGAGGCCCGGCGGCGCGCUGUGGCGGAGAACCAGCCCUUCCUCAUCGAGGCCAUGACCUACAGGAUCGGGCACCACAGCACCAGUGAUGACAGCUCGGCGUACCGCUCGGUGGACGAGGUCAAUUACUGGGACAAACAGGACCAUCCCAUCUCACGGCUGAGGCACUACCUGCUGAGCCGCGGCUGGUGGGACGAGGAGCAGGAGAAGGCCUGGAGGAAGCAGUCCCGCAAGAAGGUGAUGGAGGCCUUUGAGCAGGCCGAGCGGAAGCCGAAGCCCAACCCCAACCUGCUCUUCUCGGACGUGUACCAGGAGAUGCCCGCCCAGCUCCGCAAGCAGCAGGAGUCCCUGGCCCGGCACCUCCAGACAUACGGGGAACACUACCCCUUGGACCACUUCGACAAGUGAGGCCUGUUGCCCCAGUGCCCCUGCAACCACCUCAGGGGAAGCCCUGCUCUCAGGGGAAGAGGGAGAGCUGACUGGACACCACCACCUCCCCCUCAGCCAGCUCCCCGAAAACACUCGGGCCAGUGCAGUGCCCGAGACUGUAUGGGUGCGGCUCUGCUUCCCGUCCCUGCUCCUCCAGGCUGUAGAUUUUGGGGGCACUAUUUGCGUGCCUUCUCUGGGACCUGGGGUGGGCGUGGCAGGUCAGCCUCUGGGAGUUGCUCAGUGAGAGCCGGUCAGCAGAGACAGUGAAUAAACGGUGUCUCUCCGUGUGGCUCUGUA
Molecule: messenger RNA, 1585 nt
Organism: Tupaia belangeri chinensis (Chinese tree shrew)
Lineage: Eukaryota; Metazoa; Chordata; Mammalia; Scandentia; Tupaiidae
Gene: BCKDHA
Product: branched chain keto acid dehydrogenase E1 subunit alpha
Biological process (GO): branched-chain amino acid catabolic process
Cellular component (GO): oxoglutarate dehydrogenase complex
Molecular function (GO): oxidoreductase activity, acting on the aldehyde or oxo group of donors, disulfide as acceptor
Source: RefSeq, a predicted model, not a curated record